GUGGCUGUUACAGAUAAAAUGUAAAAACUGCAUUCAUACACGACACUCUGCAGUCUAGGUGCCAGUGCUCUAGCUCUAAGUUUUCACUAUCUUGUGUCUCUCUUGCAUUCAGACUGCUAUAUAAGUAUACAAGCUCGUCUUGCACAUUUGCCAUGACAUCACCCCCUUUCUCCUCCUUCCCUCACUUUAAUCAUAUCCUCACAGCACUUCCCAGGCCAAAGGUCAUGACAGUGACGUUCACCUGAAACCAGUCAACUUCUAUAGAGACCCUUUCUUCCUGGGUAACAGUAUCCUAGUGAUGUGUGAGACUUAUUCCAAGGACGGGACACCUCACCCUACAAACAAGAGAUACUCUUGUGACAGGAUAAUGGAGAGGUGUGUACUACUGGAGGUCACCAUGUUACGUGUUGCAACUUUGUUGCACGCAACUUCAAAUGUAUGACCACCCGGCUGGCCAAAGUCGGGCUACCCUGGACAGCACGGUCCACUACUACUGUGCUGUGGGAGCCACCAAGGUCUUUGGGAUACAGAUAUCAGAGGCCCACUACAAGGCCUGUCUGUACGCAGGGCUGUGUGUGAGUGGCUCCAAUGCAGAGGUGAUGCCAGCUCAGUGGGAGUACCAGGUUGGACCUUGUCCGGGGACCGCCAUGGGAGAUGAACUAUGGGUCUCCAGGUACAUCUUGCACCGUGUGGCGGAGGAUUUCGGAGUGAUAGUGACACUGGACCCCAAACCCAUGCCGGGAGACUGGAACGGGGCUGGAGGCCACUGCAACUUCAGCACCUCCAGAAUGAAGGCUGAGAAUGGCAUGAAGGUGAUGGAGGAGGCCAUUCAGAGACUGGAGAAGAGACACAAGGAACACAUCAUACUCUAUGACCCCAGUGGAGGAGUAGACAACAGUCGUAGACUGACAGGUCUUCACGAGACAGCUCACAUUGACCAGUUCUUCUGGGGAGUGGCCCACAGAGGAGCCUCCAUCAGAAUACCUCGUGGAGUCGCUCAAGCUGGUCGAGGCUACCUUGAGGACAGAAGGCCGUCCAGUAAUGGCGAUCCCUACCUGGUGUGUGAGGCUCUGGUCCGUACUGCAGUCCUGGAUGACUGGACUGACUUUGACUGGACUAACAUGCCCUCUAAACCUUGACUGACUUUGUCUCUAAUAGCUACCACUGAUUGUGCACCAACUGAAAUCUCUGGUUUACUUUUUUCAAAAUUAGUUUUGUCUGCGUUCGCAUCGUUGCAGUGGCAAAAUAGCACAGUGAUGAGAGUAUGUUGCCAACUUAUUGACGGC
Messenger RNA from Geodia barretti, 1286 nucleotides. NCBI's taxonomy places the organism in Eukaryota, Metazoa, Porifera, Demospongiae, Tetractinellida, Geodiidae. The record is from the annotation of a GenBank genome assembly.